GCUUCUGUGGUGUUUGAUCCUCCUUUUGGAUGCUCUUCGGAGUUGCAGGGCUGAGAACGAGAGGGCGAGGGAGCUCAUGACGCAGGCCCGCAUGAUUGACGGACACAAUAAUCUUCCCUUGAAGCUGAGGCAGCUCUACCAAAACAAGCUGAGCAAAAUUGAUCUAAGAACCCUUACCACCACACACACAAACAUCCAGAAACUCCAAGCUGGCCUGGUUGGAGCUCAGGUUUGGUCUGUGUUUGUCCCCUGUGGUGCUCAGAACAAAGAUGUCGUUCGUCUAACCUUGGAGCAGAUUGACAUCAUCGAUAGGUUGUGUAAAACCUAUGACGAAUUUGAGAUGGUGACAUCGUCCCAAGGCAUUGAAAACCUUCCAAAUGAUAAGAUAGCUUGCUUGAUGGGCAUCCACGGGGGUCACUCCAUCGACAGCAGUCUUGCAGCUCUGAGGAUAUAUUACGAACUGGGCGUCCGAUACAUGGCACUAACAAAUGCCUGCAACACACCCUGGGCACAAUCAGCCGUACAAUCAGAGAACCACUUGCAUCCUGACACUAGUGGCUUGAGCUCCUUUGGCAUUAAAGUGGUAAAAGAGAUGAAUCGCCUGGGAAUGAUGAUAGAUUUAUCGCAUGCCAGUCAAGCAACUGCCAUGGAUGUCCUUGGAAUCUCCAAAGCACCAGUCAUUUUCAGCCAUUCGCUAGCGCUUACGGUUUGCGAACACCCGCGUAACAUUCCUGAUGAUAUUUUGCAGCGCCUGAGACAAAACAAUGGAAUUGUGAUGGUCAUAUUUCAUGGCAAGCCAGAAGACUGUGGAGGCAAAACUGUUGGUAUUUCCACUGUAAUAGAAAAUCUUGACUACAUCCGGAGCACUGUGGGUUCAGAAAACAUAGGACUUAGCGGCGGCUACAACGGAGAGCUUCCACUCUCUGAAGGACUGGAAGAUAUUUCCAAAUGCCAAACACUGAUCCAAAAACUGCUGGACAAAGGCUGGAGUGAGGAGGAAGUGCGAGGCAUUUUGAGAGAGAACUUCCUGCGUGUUUACCGUGAGGUGGAAAAAGUGCGGGAUGCGAGUGCUGUCCAGAAACCAAAGGAAGCUGAAAUUCCUCUGCGGCUGGUACAGAACAAGUGCCGCUUAGAGCUGAAACCUCCUCCUAGAAUUUCUCUUUUAGAUUGAUAUUGUCACCGGGACAAUUGACAGUCUGAUCUUUCGCUGCUGUUGCAUCUCCAUGGAAGUCCUGUUGAGAAAAAAUAAUAAUAAAUCCACCUUCCUAAGCAAA
Molecule: messenger RNA, 1274 nt
Organism: Heteronotia binoei (common prickly gecko)
Lineage: Eukaryota; Metazoa; Chordata; Lepidosauria; Squamata; Gekkonidae
Product: dipeptidase 3-like
Exons: 10
Coding region: 77-1171 (364 amino acids)
Biological process (GO): proteolysis
Molecular function (GO): metallodipeptidase activity
Source: RefSeq, a predicted model, not a curated record